Photinus pyralis (common eastern firefly) is the source of this 2105-nucleotide messenger RNA. RefSeq lists its product as uncharacterized. Lineage: Eukaryota; Metazoa; Arthropoda; Insecta; Coleoptera; Lampyridae. The transcript has 2 exons. The record is from RefSeq and is a predicted model, not a curated record. The coding region runs from base 1 to 1938 and encodes 645 amino acids.
AUGGUUAAAAACAAAAAGACGCCUACCGAAACUGAAAUUCAAAAACGGAAAGAGAAAAAAAAACAAUCUAUGAGAAGAUUACGUGAGGCUAUUAAAAAUGAUCCAGUGAAGCAUGAAGAUGCCAAAAGGAAAGAACGAGAAAGGUAUCAUGCAAGAGUAAAUGCUGGAAAAAUAAAGAAAAUCGAUAAUUUGGACAGUCGCACCCAAAGGUCAGUUAGAAAGAAAUGGAGAAUAUACAGCAAGAGAUAUUAUGAUUCGCAAAAAAGGAAGAAGGAUUUGGUAGAAUCUUUGGAAGCAAAUACACCUCCAGAUUCUCCUCUGUCUUUCAGAGUGAAUACGCCCCCGCCGAAAAGUAACCCAGAAGAGACUCCAACCACUUCGUCAAGUCGAACUGCUACUGGGAAAAAAAUGCGCCGUAGAAAUACGUACAAGUAUAAGCUGAAGAUAAAGCAUCUAGAAGAGCAGUUGAAAAAGGAAAAGAAAAGAAGCGAAAAAUACAAAAAAAGAACACAAAGGCAAUCUGCACCAUUGGCAACGCCCGAAAAGAAUGUGAAGUUGAUUAUAGGGAAUCAAACCGUCUCUAAUGAAGUGAAAAAGAGACUGCUAGUAGGCGAGGUAAUCACUUCUCAGAUUAAGAACAAUUUGGCCAAUUUAGAAAACAGUCGUGAUAAAGCAAAUUUUGUUGCAAAUUUGUCUGGCAAAAUUGUCAAAAAACACAAAUGUAUGCAGUAUAUCAGAAACCUAUCAUAUUCACGAAAAAUCUACAAAAAAUCAAUACCACUGCCUUCUAAAAAGAAAGAAUUACUGAAACGUUUCAGGAUUUACGUAACAGAUUUUCUUGAAAUGGACGAGAACAGCAGGAUGUGUCCAGGAAAAAAGGAUACAGUAACAUUCAGGAAAUGUAAGAAACAAAAGAGAUAUCUCAAUGACUCGCUUAUGAAUCUACACAAGAAGUUCCUUGCUGCCCAUUCUAAUCUUAAGAUCAGUUAUGCCAGCUUCUGCAAACUCCGCCCGUUCUGGGUAUUGAUUCCUAACGCGAGAUGCAGGGAAACGUGUCUGUGUUCCACUCAUGCUAACAUGUCAUUACUUGUGAGGAAACUGAAACAACUAAACAUAAUCAAUGAAUCGUCUGAGAAGGAUGUAAUCAGAAGCUUGUGUUGCAAGUCAGAAUCCGAAAUCCCCAAAGAACCUUGUCUUGAAAGAAAAUGCCCGGAUUGCAAAGGCACAAAAAUAAACAGAAUGGAUAGCAGUUUUCUCAUCACAGAACCAGCAGAAUAUUGUCGUUGGAUAUCGAAAAGAGUUAACGUCACCAUAAAAGGAGAAGAUAAGAUUUGUCAAAAAACAUUAAAGGAAACUGUGAAAACUACAAAAGGAGAAAUGCUGCUAGCGCUUGAGGAUUGCAUCGAUUCUUUUUUCCUCCAUGUCAGGAAUAUUCAGCACCAAUAUCAAGUUAUUGAUAAAAUUAAAACAGAGCUCAAAAAUGACGAAGUUCUUUUGCACAUGGAUUUCAGCGAAAACUAUAAUUGUAAAUACGGCGAGGAAGUACAGUCUGCGCAUUUUGGUGGUUCGAAGCCCCAAAUAUCUCUACAUACGGUUGUAAUAUAUUAUAGAAAUGAACAAUCUCAACUUAAACCUUUAUCAUGUUGUACAUUUUGUGAAGAUCUGCGACAUGACCCGUCGGCAAUCUGUGCCCACCUCGAACCAUUGCUAGAAGAUAUCAAGGAGCUGGUACCAAACAUCCGACAUGCGAAUUUCCUAAGCGACGGACCGUCCACACAAUAUCGUAACAAAAAAAUGUUUCAUUUGAUGGUAGGGUUCGUUGCGAAAAUGUUGGGAAUUCGGACCUUUCGAUGGCAUUUCAGUGAAAAAGGGCAUGGAAAGGGAGCACCCGAUGGCGUAGGUGGCUGCUUGAAACGAACUGCCGACGUCUUGAGUUGAAAGAAAAUACAAGAAACAUCCGAAUAUAUUCCGUACCCAGUCAAAAGAUUACUGAUAUCGACGCUAUUGUACCAAAAAAUCUCUGCACUUUUAAAGGAACAAUGAAAGUUCAUGAGCUUACGUGGUCUUCUCAAAAGCCCUUUAUGAUACAAGCACGUGAACUUUCC